AUGUUGAGAAAAUGUCCCAAGAAUAGUAAUGUGGUAACACUCGCAUGGAGUGAUGACACCCAAUGUUCAAUAAACGUGCAUGGAUGCACAGUAACAUCAUGGCGCGUGAAGAACUGGGAACAAUUGUUUCUAAGCCGCCACGCCAAACUCAAUCAACGCAAAGAAAUAAUGGGUGGAGUAUCAAUUGCUUUUCCGAAAUAUGGCGGUUGGAAAUUUGGUCCACCGAACGGAUUUGCAUGCAUAUCAAAAUGGAAACUUAUUAAAGGCCCUGUCUUAGAUAAAGACACUCAAGAUAUUGUUGCUGUUUUUGAGCUAGUGGACAAUCCACAUACCAGAUCAUUUUGGAACUUUCAAUUUAAAAUUACCAAUACAAUCAGGUUAUCAGAGUAUUGCUUAGAAAUCAAAAGCCACAUUCAAAACACUAGUCCAGUUUUACCGAUGCGUUUUAAUCUAAUGUAUCCGAUGUUUAUCAAGGUCCCGAAUGUCGAGACGAUACAGAUUGUAGGAAUGAACAAUGUGCAAUAUAACGACGAGACUAUAAAGGAAGAUGACGUAUUGCGAACGGAUCGGAAAAAGGCAAUUGAGAUUACCGCCUGGACGUACCGAAUUUACAAACAAGCGCCAAGUACUGUGGACAUUUUCCAUGUUACUUCGGAUUGUAGGAUGAGAGUUGAAAAUUCUGGCUUGCAGGAUUUCAUCGUAUGGAAUCCAUGGGACGAUCAUGGAAGUCAGGUUGAUGAUUUCCGUCCUGAGCAGUAUAAAGAAAUGAUUUGCAUUGGUAUGGGGAAUAUAAAUGAAGAAAUGCGUUUAGAACCAGGAGAAGAUGAUAAUUUUCGAAUAAACUUAGAAAUCGUGAAAGAAAGACGUUCACGUUUCUAUUAA
Molecule: messenger RNA, 882 nt
Organism: Dalotia coriaria
Lineage: Eukaryota; Metazoa; Arthropoda; Insecta; Coleoptera; Staphylinidae
Exons: 1
Coding region: 1-882 (293 amino acids)
Biological process (GO): carbohydrate metabolic process
Cellular component (GO): cytoplasm
Molecular function (GO): glucose-6-phosphate 1-epimerase activity; carbohydrate binding
Source: RefSeq, a predicted model, not a curated record